AUGGCUGCAGCGAUCGUCGUGGCGCAUAAGAAGAAGAUUCGUUCACCUGACCUUCGGUUUCGGGAUGAGCUUCAAGAUCAGAGAAUGCCGUCGGAGCACUCCUGCAUCUUCUCUGGCAUCCUGGAGAAGAAGAUCGUAGGGUCCUCCAUCACAUGGCAGCAGCGAAGAGCCGUGCUGACCUCGACCCACCUGCUCUUUGCAAGGAUCGAUGACGAUAUGAACAACGUGGUCGACCAGAUCCCGCUGCACGAGAUAAUUGCGAUCAUCGAAGAGGAGUCGGCAGCGCAGAACUCUUCGAACCACUCAAACCCAAAGAGGAUAACGAUGAGCCGGAAGGAAAGCAGUGUGUACGGUCUGUUGCCGAACCAAUCGAAGGAGUUCAAGAUCGCGACCCAGGAGGGAGGGUUCAACAGUGGGAGGACGUACACGUACAGGGCUCAGGAUGAGGAUGAGCUGUGCUUGUGGUUGGAUCAUCUGUACAAGACCAUGGCGGCUGCGCGACAGAAGUACAAAAGGAGCAGGCUGUCGAAGCAAACGCUGCUGAUGAAGAUGAGGGGCAGCACUCUCCAUAUCUAUGAGUCCACCGUCGUGCAGACAAUCAUCGCAAUCCUGAUCUUGUGCAGCUUUGUAUUCGACCUAAUCGAGUCCGAGCUGCUUCCUGACAGCAACUCUCCUGUUGGUGGAGUCUUCAGAACGGCUGAGAUCACUUUCACGACCAUCUUCUGUGCGGAACUUGCGCUGAACUUGUUUGCAAAGUCUGCCAACUACUUCAAAGCAUUCUAUACGGACCCCUACAGCUUGUUGGACCUGGUCGUUGUCUCCAUCUCAGUCCUCUCCGUCAGCUUGUCUGGUCUGCCUGGGCUGCAGCUUCUCAGAACGAUUCGAAUUUUUCGGGUGGUGAGGCUAUUCCGACGUCUGCAGUCUCUGAAUCGGAUCCUACGUGCUCUUACCGCAUCCUUGUAUCCCGUUGCAAACAGCUUCGUCGUUCUCCUCAUCGUGACUUGCGUUUAUGCCUCGUUCGGCACGCACUUGUACUGCGAGCGGUCCAAGUUCUUCGCUCAGUUCUCAUGUAUGCACAGAGGGGAGGAGGUGGAGGUCAGGGAAGAAGAGCAAGACGGCAGAACGGGAGUCAAGGAGGUGGAGGAUAGGGGACGGGCAAGCUUGUUCACGCUGUUCCAAGUCGUCACCGGCGAUAGCUGGGCUUCUUCCGUUGCAAGGACGCUGUUCGUGUCGGAAGAGGGAAAGGUUGACCUCGGCGUCGCCUUCUUCUUCGUCAGCUACGUCCUCCUUGCUGGGGUCGUGCUGAUCAACAUCGUGGUGGCGGUGCUUCUGGACGAGUUCAUAACGUCAGUCACAGAGGAGAAGGAGCGGCAGAACAGGGUCAAGGACGCGGAGAGGAACAGGCAUCGGACCAAGGGUCCCCUUGACCCCCUCACGGGUUACCUGGCGAGGUUCCAGGACGAGGAGGACCUGGAGGAAAAGAUUGACACCCUCUUCAAGAGGCUCGACCUGGACGGCUCGGGUCACCUGGACUUCCUGGAGCUGCAGAUGGCGCUGAAGCAGCUGCCGACGUUGUCGGAGCAGAUCUACAUCAGCCAGGAUGACUUUGACAUGAUGACGAAGCGAGGGAAGCUCUGCAACGAGGAGGGAAGCUUCGACUCUGCUCUGUUCCAGGACAUCAUGAGGAAGGAGCUGAGGAGGUUUGCUGGACUCUUGCUGAACGAUGCGAUGAUGGAGACUGACACGAUGGAGUUUCGCGCCAUCACGCUUCAUCUGAAACUCAUGGAGCUUCAAGUCGAGAUGCUGGGAAAGAUGGUAAUGGAGCAGAGCAAAACACUCAGCUCCAAGAUUGAGACAAACUUCGCCGCGCACGACCAAAAGUUAUCAAAUGUGGAGGAUCAGCUCAACAAGCUCUGCUCGGCGUUGCUUCCUCCUCCCGCUGCUGCUGCUGCUGCUGCUGCGGCAUAUCCCUCUGUGAGGGCUGCUACCUCUACUGCACCCGCAGCAUCUCCUCCUCCUCCUCCUCCUCCUCCUCGUGUGAGGAGCGAUUGUGAGGACAAGAAGCAGAAGACUGAGACUGGACAAGAAUCGGCGGAGGAAGUGAAGCCUCGCCCCGAAGAUACACGGGUGGAUCAGAAAGUCGAGGAGGAGGAGGGAGCGGAGGAGGAGGAGGAGGGCGAGGUCGUACAGGAGGAGCUUGAUGCGUCUUUCGGCGAAGCGAACCCAAGUUUCAUUACGGUCGCUCCUCCUAUGUGGGUUGACAGACCCAGUACAGAAGUGGAGCGGAGGAAGGAGGAGGACAGGACAAGGAAGAAUGAAAAAGUUGGCAGCGGAACGACAGAGGAGGCAAAAGGGGAAGGAGGAGAGGAAGCGGAGGAGGAGAAGAAGAGGGAGAGGAAAAGGAGGGGGCUCCUGCUGCUCAGUCCCCUCGUCCUUACUGAGGGCUAUCAUCAGUCUGCUGUAAAAGAGCACAACGGUAGGAGGCAUCUAUAA
Molecule: messenger RNA, 2493 nt
Organism: Guillardia theta CCMP2712
Lineage: Eukaryota; Cryptophyceae; Pyrenomonadales; Geminigeraceae
Exons: 15
Coding region: 1-2493 (830 amino acids)
Biological process (GO): monoatomic ion transport; transmembrane transport
Cellular component (GO): plasma membrane; voltage-gated sodium channel complex
Molecular function (GO): voltage-gated sodium channel activity; calcium ion binding
Source: RefSeq, a predicted model, not a curated record